AGGAAUUACCCAUUGGAGGCUUUUCAAGGUAACACAGAGAGGGAUAAUCCUGCGAAUCCUUGCUACUUUUUUGUUUUUGUGGUUUUCUUGGCAGCUCUUGUCGUCUUCCCCUCGUCAUCGCCUCCUUCCAGCUUACCUUCUUCAUUUUCGAACCUUCCGAGCUCGAUUCUGUCCUUGGGCUAAGGUUAAGGUUAGGGUUAGGGUUAGGGUUAGGUUUCCUGAUUCUAACAGGGGAUGUCUCUUCAAUGGAACAGGUCGCGGACCGACGACCGGGCUUAGGGUUUCGAUUUCUCUGUAUUUGAUUCGAUUAAGUCUUUGUCGAUUAAGGACUUGAUUUGAUGCUCCACUGAUGGCGACUGUGAAUCCACAGCCGCUGCAAGCUCGCCCCUUCGAGGAUAGAGUGCGAGCCCCUAUCCCCAUCGUCGACGACGACGACGGCGAGUACGAUGCCGACGGUGGCGGUGACGAUGCCAUGGACGAUGCUGAUGACGCUCUUAUCCAUUCGAUGAACGCUUCGGAUCAUGCGGCAGUUGUUGUGGCAUCUCGGACUAGCGAGCUGACUCUUGCUUUUGAAGGAGAGGUCUAUGUGUUCCCUGCUGUUACGCCUGAAAAAGUACAAGCAGUUCUCUUGCUUCUAGGAGGGCGUGAUAUACCAUCCAGUGUGCCUGGUGUUGAAGUAACUUUUGAUCAAAAUAACAGGGGUGUGGCUGAUGCUCCAAAACGCUCAAACCUUUCACGAAGAAUAGCCUCUUUGGUGCGGUUCCGUGAGAAAAGGAAGGAGAGAUGCUUUGACAAGAAAAUUAGGUACAACGUGCGGAAGGAGGUUGCUCAGAGGAUGCACCGAAAAAAUGGUCAAUUUGCAUCCCUAAAAGAAAGUUCGGGUGCUUCAAGUUGGGAUCCUGCACAAAGCUGCCUACAGGGAGAUGGAAGUACUUGCCUAGAAACUGUUCUACGGAGAUGUCAACAUUGUGGUGUUAGUGAAAACUCUACUCCUGCAAUGCGUCGUGGGCCAGCAGGACCGAGGACUCUAUGUAAUGCUUGCGGGCUUAUGUGGGCAAACAAGGGAACUUUGAGAGAUCUCAAUAAGGGAGGUAGGAAUUUCUCUUUGGACCAAGUUGAGCCGGAAACACCAAUUGAUAUUAAGCCUUCAAUUCUGGUAGGAGAACAUUUCUCUAGCAACCAGCAUGAGCAUGGAACUCCUGAAGGACUAUCUAAAGCUGUAACUGAAGGAAAUGAUACUCAUUCUGUCAACCCAGAUGAGGAAGAUUUGCAUGAACCACAUGAGGACCUUAGAAACACUUUGCCUAUGGGCAUUGUCCAUUCAUCAGGCAACCUUGAUGGGCAGGAAACUCUGGUGGAGCUAGCUAAUGCUUCAGAGACAGAUAUCGAUAUUCCUGCUAACUUUGAUUAGUUGUGUUCUCACAGGUCAAAAUUUAUCAAUACCCUUGUGAUGGGCAGCCAAUGAUCACACAAGUUAAUCCAGGCCAAGACACUGCGCUGUUGAUGCUCAUCAAUCAAUCAAUCAAUCAUUCAGCUGUCUCUGCUAGGCAUGUCGCUGGUUUCAACUGACAUUGUGGGGGAUUGUUAAAUGUUAAUACGAAUGAGGGUGUAUGUGUUGGAACAUAAGCUCGAGUGUUAUGGGUCUUAAGCAGGUUGUAAUUUAUAACAAUGUGCAUAAAAUGUUCAAAAGAUAAAUGAUUAAACAUGGCGUUCUGGUGUUAAUAUGAA
Messenger RNA from Malania oleifera, 1728 nucleotides. RefSeq names its product GATA transcription factor 19. Gene Ontology annotation, molecular function: zinc ion binding; protein binding; sequence-specific DNA binding. NCBI's taxonomy places the organism in Eukaryota, Viridiplantae, Streptophyta, Magnoliopsida, Santalales, Ximeniaceae. The coding region runs from base 350 to 1411 and encodes 353 amino acids. The record is from RefSeq and is a predicted model, not a curated record. The transcript is spliced from 11 exons. Gene Ontology annotation, biological process: regulation of DNA-templated transcription.